AUGCCCCGCCCACCGCCUCCCCAGCGAACAACCUUUUCCACCUUCACCUUCUCAUCACCAUCACCACUAUCACCACUAACACCAUACCAUACCAUACCACCACCACCACCAUUCUUACUCCCUCAUCAUCAUCACCGUCUUCAUCCUCCCACCUUCACCUCCUCAUCACCAUCACCACCACUAUUACCGCUAUCACCACAUAACAUACCACCCCCACCCUCUCUUAUCCCUUCCACUUCUAGCCCCCCUCACCUCCCCCCUCCUCGUCAUCCACGCCCCCAGACUGUCGGUUUCUGCGCGGCGGUGGGCCUCUGCUUCGCUCUCAUCAACGUGGACACGGUGAAGGAGGCGCUGGCCGGCUCCUACGUGAACUACUGCAACGCGGUCAGCCUCAACAUGACUGAGGAGCGGCUGAAGAUGGUGGAGAGUGUCAUCAGCAUAGAGGGAUUCAUAGGCAAUAUGAACACCAUCCUGAUCGUGUGCCUCGUCUUCUACAUCGUAUACUCCUUCGCCGCCUUGUUCCUCACCUACGGAGCCUGCACGAACAUCCGGUCGUUGUUGCUGCCGUGGUUGGCCGUGGAGGUCGUCCCCUUUGGCGUGCAGGUGGGGGCGGUCGUCGUCCUCUUCGUGUACGGCAGGGACGACCCCACGCUGUCCAGGGGCGGUGUCUACAUCGUGGCGGGGCUCAUUAACAUCGUGGCCUUUGUGUUCCACGUGUACUGGUGGCUGUGUCCCGUGGCGCUGUACCAGGCCCUGGGCGAGGAGGACGGCGGCAGGACCACCAUGGUACAGCCGCUGGUUCACCCCUCGCACCCCAUGUACCCCGCCGUCUUCAUGAAGUACUAGGCGGAGGAAUGAGGAGGAGGAUGAAGAAGGUCGAUGUAGAAGGAUAGAGGAGAGAGAAAGAUGAGAUGAUGAAAAGAUAAUGAGGAAAGGCAUAUUUAAUGGGAGAGUUUAUUAAUGUUUAAUUAAUAAUAUGUUUAAUUAAAUGUAGUGUUCUGAUGAUGGUGAUAGUGGUGGUGAUGAUAGUGGUGUUGAUGGUUAUUAUAUUGUAAAAGUGUUACUACUACUACUACUACUACUACUACUAUUACUACGCCUAUGGAAUAGAAGGGAGGAAAAUAUGCAAUAAUUGUAAUUGUUAGUGUGUUCUGGAAAAAGUGCAAUAUUUAUUUGUUUUCAUUAGAUGUCUCAAAGCGGAUUGGCCCGCGGUGUUAUGGACUCGCUCAGCACGAGUAUAUGGCGUUGUCGAUGCCUGUGAAGAAAGAAGAUCUAAAAUUUUAAAUCGCUUUUGCCCCCUGUCUUGCCCUAUGGCUGAGACAUGGACACUGAAUUGCGACUUGAAGAGGUGGACGGAUGCCUUUUGUAAUAAGUGCCUUCGCAGAAUCAUGGGAUAUCGCUGGAGCGACUUUGUGUCAAACCUGCGACUACUCCAUGAAUCUGAUUCGAGGCUUAUUACCCGCAUAGUCUGUGAAUACCAACUCCGGCUAUACGGGGAUGUGGCACGCUGCCCAGAAGCCGACCCUUCUUUUCGGGCUGUGGAAGAGGCCAAGGGUACGCCCACAGAGUUCGUGGCAUGAGCAGGUCGAUAGAUCCUGCCGGGAGGUAUUUAAUUUAGGAUGGGAAGGGGGCAGUAUAAAGAAGAAAGUAAUAUGUUUAUUUUAUGUGUUGAGGGAUGUCCACACUCCACAGUGCCUUAUUGUGCAGAAACCAGUGUAUACAUUUCUAUGAGGUGUUGUUUUAGGUCAUUUAGGCCAGAAUUUAGCGUGAUAGACAACCCCUAGUUAAUGGGUUAGCAAAAUGUUGUUGUAUCUCGUAGCUUAAGUAACCUUCUUGGAUGAACUUAAAAAAAAAAGAACUAUGGGACGAAAUGAGAUGUUGUCAUGUAUUAGAUACUUUAUUAUCAGCCUUUAUUGUGCUGAGUAACCUGAUUAUAGUUUUAAAAUAAUAAAACAGAGAGAAAAGGUAAAAGAUAGGACAGAAGGAGACAUAGGCAAGCAUUAGAUAUUUAGUCAUAAGUUUAUGUUGUGCCUAAUAAGUUUUUGCAAUAGAGCAAGCAAGAUAAUAUGUAGGACACGAAUGAAGCAGUUUACGAUGCUUUGGCAGAAGAUAGAAAAAAAAAAUGGAUAAAAUAUUAGACAAUGAUACUUAGCCAGGCAUUAGAUAUUUUAUUAUAAGCUUACAAGCCUUACAUUGUGCCUCAUAGUCUAAUAAGUGAUUUAGAAACAAUAAAUAGA
Molecule: messenger RNA, 2237 nt
Organism: Eriocheir sinensis (Chinese mitten crab)
Lineage: Eukaryota; Metazoa; Arthropoda; Malacostraca; Decapoda; Varunidae
Product: protocadherin-15-like
Exons: 5
Coding region: 1-846 (281 amino acids)
Source: RefSeq, a predicted model, not a curated record